Populus nigra (black poplar) is the source of this 899-nucleotide messenger RNA. Its product is annotated as protein LURP-one-related 4-like. The record is from RefSeq and is a predicted model, not a curated record. Lineage: Eukaryota; Viridiplantae; Streptophyta; Magnoliopsida; Malpighiales; Salicaceae. The coding region runs from base 1 to 621 and encodes 206 amino acids. The transcript has 3 exons.
AUGGCCAAGGUUCAUGCUUUCCCACAAGUUGACUCUUCUUCUUGCUCUGCUUCUACCUCUUGCAUGUCUUCAAAGCCAGAAACAUUCACUAUAUGGAUGAAAUCACUUUUGAUGCAAACAAAUGGAUGCACUGUUUUUAAUAAAAACGGUGAGAUUGUUUACCGAGUUGAUAAUUAUGACAAGAAGGCCGGAAGCAAUGAAGUUUAUCUCAUGGAUCUCAAGGGAAAUGUUCUUUUCACUAUACUUAGAAGGAAACUAUUCCUUUUCAGACAAUGGAGGGGCUACAAAAGUGAUGGCUUAAAAUUAAAGACUCAAGAGCCUUAUUUCCAGGUUAAAAGACGUUCAGAAAUAUUCGAAGGUGAUCUAUCCUGUCAAAUUACUGUUCGAUCCAGUGAUGCUCAAGAGAGUUGCUCCUACAAGUUAGAAGCCUUAUCUGGAAAAUUAGCAUUCAAGAUUACAAACAGCAACGGGGAAAUUGUUGCAGAGGCCAAGAGAAAGCGAUCAUCCAAGGGUGUAUUAUUAGGGGAUGAUGUACUAACCUUGGUGGUGGAGCCUCAUACUGAUCAUUCCUUUAUCAUGGCACUUGUGACUGUGUACGGAUUGAUGCAUCAUAAACUGUGAACAGUCUUCAAAAUGUACACAUCAGAAAUUUUUUAUUUAUAUUGACUAAAGUGUAGAGGAAUCAAUUCAACACGCGAGAAUUUCAGCUAAUAUCAUAUUUUUUUUGGGUGCCGAAUUGUAUAGAAUUUUUAAAGUCGUGAUCCGUUCCCAAGUUUUUCUUUCACAAUUUACACUUCCAUUUUUCACUCACAAUUUGCUUUGACGCUAAGUUCUUAUGUGAUGUAAUGUAAUGUGUAUUAGACCCAUAAAUUAUCUAACUAUCUGUCACUUAAUGCUUC